ACGCAGGACGCAAAGUGAACUGGCCGAGAUUCGGGCACCGACGUUGAGUUAAGAGUUGAGGGACGAAACAUCUCCAACGAUAACAACAAAAAAACACAUCAACAAAGCGCUUCUUGUGCCACUGGACACUGGAUAAACAUGCCUCUCUGACUUAUUCUAAAUGGGAUUGUUAUUGAAGUGCGCGAUUUAACCCGAUGCGGAAAAUAUGAUGGGGAUGAUUGUCGAAGUAAACACAGGAGAAAGUUUACUCCUUUUGGAAUAUGAAUGAAUAGUCUUGAUGCCACAACAUAGCUAACUCACAGUGCACCAAGGCCAUGAUAGACAGCCUUUGCAUACAGAUGUCUUCUCUCUAGCUAGCUAGCUAGGUGAUAGCGCUAAGCCUAAGUUACAAUAGGCAGUAACAUUAUACGUUCAGUCGUGACAUUUAAUUGAAAUGGCUAACUAGCUGGCUAUAUGUUUUUUUUUUUUUAUCUACCAGGCUAACUAUCUAAAAUAGCAAUAGAGUUUGCCAGUUAGCUAACUAGCUAAUCAUUGGUUUAUCUAGUUAGCUAGAAACGCUUGAAAGGAAAGCCCGAGUUGGCUAACUAAUUAGCUAGCGCACUAGGCGAGCUAACAUAUCAACUAGCUAGUAAAUGAGACCGCUAACGAGUUGCUAGCUUAGCUUAGCCUAGCUUAGCACUUUGUCCAAUUUGAAUCUCAGGUUAUCGCUAACUGGUUUAUAUAUGUGCUUUGCACUUCAAUUAGCUCGCUAACAGUAAGACAUGUUUUUUUUCUUUCUAGUUAGCAUUUCCAAACUUUGCUCGAUUUAGUGUACGGGUUAGCUCGUGUUUUAUAUAUACAUCUUAGUUAGCUCAAGCUGCCUUUCCACCGUGCCUGGACUGACCGACCCGCACCAGGACAAGCCGGGGCCGAUGCUGACAGUCCGGAUCACGGCAACAGUAAGGAGCCAUGCAGCCGCAACAAAUAUACGACUUUUCAAGUGACGAGAACAGUCACAAAUGGCGAGGCCUCUUCGUCCAAGCGUUGCGAAAGGUGCAGCUACAGGUGCACCCCAACCUGUCAGCCACGGAGGGCGCUCUGCAGCACAUCGAAGAGCUGAUCCUGCAGCUGCUCAACAUGCUGUGUGUGGCCCAGCCACGCUCUGUACAGGACGUGGAGGAGCGGGUACAGAAGACUUUCCCCCACCCCAUAGAUAAAUGGGCCAUAGCUGAUGCCCAGUCGGCCAUCGAGAAGAGGAAGAGGAGGAAUCCCCUACUGCUCCCUGUGGAUAAGAUACACCCUCUACUCAAGGAGGUGCUGGGUUAUAAGAUAGACUACCACGUCUGCCUCUACAUCGUGGCGGUUCUAGAGUACAUAUCAGCUGACAUCCUGAAGCUAGCAGGAAACUACGUUGGUAACAUCAGACACUAUGAGAUCAGCCAGCAAGACAUCAAGGUGUCCAUGUGUGCAGACAAGGUCCUAAUGGACAUGUUUGACCAGGACGAGGACAUCGGUCUGGUGUCUCAGUGUACGGAGGAGCCUUCGUCGUCGGGGGAGCUGACCUACGACGACCUGGUGCGCCUGGAGAUUGCAGAGGAGCGCCAGUACCUGCGGGAGCUCGACCUCAUCAUCAAGGUGUUCCGACAUCACUUCCUGUUCAACAACAAGAUCUUUACGCCUCAGGAUGUGGAGGUGAUUUUCAGUAACAUCUUGGACAUCCAUGAGUUGACGGUCAAGCUGCUGGGCCUGAUCGAAGAUGCAGUGGAGAUGACCGCUGACGGUAGUCCACAUCCUCUGGUGGGCAGCUGCUUCGAGGACCUGGCAGAGGAGCAGGCGUUUGACCCAUACGAGACCCUGUCUCAGGACAUCCUGUCCAGGCAGUUCCACGAGCACUUCAGCAGCCUGAUGGCCCGGCCUACUGUAGGACUAUACUUCCAGUCCAUAGCUGAAGGUUUCAAGGAGGCUGUUCAGUACGUCCUGCCACAGCUCAUGAUGGUUCCUGUAUACCACUGUUUGCACUACUUUGAACUACUGCAGCAGCUGCAGGAGCACAGUGAGGAGCAGGACGACAGGGAGUGUCUGAAGCAGGCUAUCACCGCUCUGCUCAACCUCCAGUGUAGCGUGGAACGCAUCUACACCAAACACCUGCCCCGACGCAAGCCUGGCGAGCCCAUGUACCGUCUGUACAGUCGUCAGGUGCGCAGCAAACAGCUGGCCAUCAAGAGGAUGAACGAGAUCCAGAAGAGCAUUGACGGCUGGGAGGGGAAGGACAUCGGCCAGUGCUGUUCCGAGUUCAUCCUGGAGGGGGCGCUCCUCCGCGCCGGCGCCAAACACGAGCGACACAACUUCCUGUUCGACGGCCUCAUGAUCAGCUGCAAGGCCAAUCAGAGCUCCCGACUCCCCGGUUCUGGAAGUGGGGCCGAGUUCCGUCUCAAGGAGAAGUUCGUCCUGCGGAAAGUUCGCAUCGUGGACCGCGAGGACUCGGCGGAGUUCAAACACGCCUUCGAACUCGUCGGUAAAGACGAGAACUGUGUGGUGUUCUGCGCCCGCUCGGCGGAGGAGAAAGGGUCUUGGAUGGCGGCGCUGGUCACCCUGCAGUACCGCUCCACGCUGGACCGUAUGUUGGACACUGUUCUGCAGCACGAGGAGCAGGCCCAGCCCCUCCGCCUGCCCUCGCCAGAGCUAUACCGCUUCGCUGUGCACGACUCCGAGGAGAACAUCGUGUUUGAAGAUCGCGUCCAGAGCAAGACGGGGAUACCCAUUAUUAAAGCAGGCACGGUGGUCAAGCUUAUAGAGAGGCUCACCUACCACAUGUAUGCUGAUCCCAACUUUGUGCGCACUUUUCUGACCACCUACCGGUCCUUCUGCAAGCCCCACGAGCUCCUCGGCCUCCUGAUAGACAGGAUUGAGAUCCCAGAGCCGGAGCCCACCGAGGCAGACAAGCAGGCGCUAUGGAACGGAGAUCAGCCAAUGGCUGCAGAGCUACAGAGGUUCCGGAGGGAGUACGUCCAACCCGUCCAACUCCGGGUCCUGAAUGUUUUCCGUCAGUGGGUGGAACAUCAUUUCUAUGACUUUGAGAACGACCCUGAGCUACGAGGCAGACUGGAGGAGUACAUCAGCAGCAUUAUACAGCUACGAGGCAAGUCUAUGAGGAAGUGGGUGGAGUCUAUCAACAAGAUCAUCAAGAGGAAGAUGCAGACUCAGUCCAACGGGGUCAGCCACAACAUCACCUUCGAGAGCCCGCCCCCGCCCAUCGAGUGGCACAUCAGCCGCCUGGGUCAGACGGACACCUUUGACCUCAUGACCCUUCACCCCAUAGAGAUCGCCCGCCAGCUCACCCUGUUGGAGUCAGAGCUAUACAGGGCUGUGAGGCCAUCUGAGCUGGUGGGGAGUGUCUGGACCAAAGAGGACAAGGAGAAUAACUCUCCCAACCUACUGAGAAUGAUCCGCCACACCACCAACCUCACACUGUGGUUUGAGAAGUGUAUUGUGGAAGCAGAGAACCUGGAUGAGAGAGUAGCCGUGUUCACCCGGGUCAUUGAGAUCCUCCAGGUGUUUCAGGAGCUCAACAAUUUCAACGGUGUUCUGGAGGUGGUCUCCGCCAUCAACUCUGUCCCCGUCUACCGGCUCGAUCACACCUUUGAGGCGGUCCCCGAGAGGAAGAAGAGGAUCCUAGAGGAAGCAGUGGAACUGAGCCAGGACCAUUUCAAGAAGUACCUGGCCAAGCUCAAGUCCAUUAACCCGCCCUGCGUGCCUUUCUUUGGUAUCUACCUGACCAACAUCCUGAAAACAGAGGAGGGGAACCCCGACUUCCUGAAGAGACACGGCAAAGAGCUGAUCAACUUCAGUAAGAGGAGGAAAGUAGCAGAAAUCACAGGAGAGAUACAGCAGUACCAGAACCAGCCUUACUGUCUCAAGGUCCAGCAGGACAUCAAGAGGUUUUUUGAGAACCUGAACCCGAUGGGCAGUCUGGGUGAGAAGGAGUUCUCUGACUAUCUGUUCAACAAGUCUCAGGAGAUUGAGCCUCGCAACUGCAAGCAGCCGCCACGAUUCCCCAGGAAGACCCUGUACCCCCUGAAGUCCCCGGGGAUCCGGCCGGUGCGCACCUCUACGUCAGGGACCCUGAAGGGCCACCCCGUACCCUUGGAGAGAGAGCCCCCGCACAAGAUCACCUUCAGGAGCAUCGCUGAGACGGAGCAUGAGACCUCUUCCGUAGCCUCGGUCCCCACCUCACCCAACACCCCCACCCCUCCGCAGUCUGCCACCUCAGACCUCAUCUCUGUCUUCAUGGAACAAGAUCUCUGCACCUCCUACGGUGGAAACUCCAUAUUCGCUAAUGUACUCCUCCCACCCUCAAAGAUCCAGUCAGUAUCGUGUGGAAGCCUUCACCAGCUAGGAGAGGACUUACUCAAACCCCCUCCACUUCCCCCUCGCAGGAAGGAUGCUUUCUCUGAGACCAAGGUUAAAACACACACACACGCACACCAUGGUUUCUGUUAGGAAAAUAUGGCACGG
Oncorhynchus nerka (sockeye salmon) is the source of this 4494-nucleotide messenger RNA. Its product is annotated as son of sevenless homolog 2-like. Gene Ontology annotation, cellular component: plasma membrane. The record is from RefSeq and is a predicted model, not a curated record. Lineage: Eukaryota; Metazoa; Chordata; Actinopteri; Salmoniformes; Salmonidae. The coding region runs from base 949 to 4479 and encodes 1176 amino acids. The transcript has 22 exons. Gene Ontology annotation, molecular function: guanyl-nucleotide exchange factor activity; protein heterodimerization activity. Gene Ontology annotation, biological process: Ras protein signal transduction; positive regulation of GTPase activity.